Asparagus officinalis (garden asparagus) is the source of this 2604-nucleotide messenger RNA. RefSeq lists its product as uncharacterized. The transcript has 5 exons. The record is from RefSeq and is a predicted model, not a curated record. Lineage: Eukaryota; Viridiplantae; Streptophyta; Magnoliopsida; Asparagales; Asparagaceae. Bases 166 to 1344 code for a protein of 392 amino acids.
CUCUCUCUCCCGAGAAACAUUGGCCAUCCACCAAAAUAAAUUCGAGGCUGUCAAUAUUUCUCCUCUCUCUACCGCUCACUGCGCGCGCGAGUCCACGAUUUCAAUUUCCAAGGGGCAAAAGGAAAAAAAGAAGGGCGCCAACGCAAACCACCGCACUCGGAGAGAAUGACAAGUCUAUCAUCCGAUCUCACCGUCGAUCUGCAGCCGAAGAACUCCUGCGUCGGCUGCGCGAUGGCCGAGGCGGAGAUCCAAGCUCUGUUGGAUAACAUCUCCGUCAGUUUCUCGAAGAAUCCCGCCAAAUUCCUAGGGUUCGAGAUCCCAGAAUCAGAGCCCCUCGACUGCUCCGGACUCCUCCGCUGUUGGAUCGAGAAGUUCGGCGCCGAUUCCAAGUCCCCCUUGUGUCCAGAUCUCAAGAAGAGGAUCGAAGCGCUGGUGUCCAGGCUGGUGCUGAGCGAGAGAGGAAACACCUCGCGUGGCCGGAAGAGGAAAUUGGACGAGGAUCUAGUGGAGAUGUUGAGCUUACUAAGAGGAGUUGCUGCUAAUCCCAGCGAUCGAGCUGAAGAAGACCGGCAAUGGAAAGAUAAGAUUCUGAAUGCUCGGAAGGCACUGUUUCUGAAAGCUACUGAUGUAGCUAACAUCAAGGAGUUUCCUUAUCUGCAAAAGCAGAGGAAUCGUAAGUUUUUUAGUGCAACAAACAAUGGUCCAGACUCAUGCAGUAUAAUGAAUAAUGGGGUACGCAGAUCUCAAAGAACAUUGCUGAAAUUCGGCAAUGGUGAGCUUCCCAGAAAGCGUAUUCCCAUUGGCCCUGAUUUUCAGGCUGAAGUACCUGACUGGAUAAAUUCACCCAAUAAGGAAGAUUCGUCGGAUGAAAAUGAUGAAUUAGAUAAUUCCAGGUGGCUUGGCACCCAGAUUUGGCCAAUAGAAGGCGAUGAUCGACCAAUCAGCAAGGAAAUGAUAUGUAAAGGAAAGCAAUACUCAUGUGAUUGUACCGCUCCAGGUUCUGUGGAGUGUAUCAGAUUUCAUGUAAACAUCGAGAGGCUUCACCUUAAAUCUGACUUGGGUCCAGCUUUCUUUAGUUUGGGCUUAGCUGAAAUGGGGGAAGAAGUUUCCAAGUCAUGGACACAACUGGAACAGAUGAAAUUUGAUGAGCUUUUGAGGCAGAAUCGUCUAGCCGAGGGUAAGAGCUUCUGUGAACCUGCUUUGGAGUUUUUCACCUCCAAGAGCAGGAAGGAUAUUGUGAGUUUUUACUUCAAUGUUUUUCUUCUGAGAUGGAUGAGCAUCCGGACCAGAAUGGGACCCCAGACAGUUGAUAACAGUGAUGAUGAAAGCUUCGGAUGGGAAUGAACAAAAUGGCCAAGUCAUAAGAUACAAAUUCUAAAGGAUGGUAACGAGAUUGAUAGCUUAGUUCAUUUUUCCAUUUUUAGGAUCGACUGUAAAACCUUGCUCACGAAGAAUACAGAACCUGCAUGUUGUCUUUUAUAGCAGUUUCCUUCAACUUUUCGUAUCGCCUCCACUUCAACUGCAGCUUCAUCUGAAAAAGAACAUGAAACAGGAAAGUUAUCAACAUUUACGUACAUGCAUGAGUUGGCGCUAGCAUGUUUUCUGUUUACAACUUGAUAUGGAGGAGACACGCUUUAAUGAGUUUUUGUAAAGAUCUUGAGACUCCAUUUUUCAUUUCAUUUUUUGGCGAGAAAGGAUAGGUGCAUACUGCGUAGUGAUGACAAGUUCAAUUCUACAAGAUUACAUGUUACAGGAAAGAAGGAUUUAACUCAUCUCACUUUAUUACCAGUUAAUAAUAAAGGGGAAGAAAAAGCAAAUGGAAGCAGGAGCAGGAGCAGGAGCAAUUUCUCGCUUUUGAUCUUUGAAUAGCAGAGAGUGUUGUGUGAUGAUUCCCAUGCAAUCCCAUCCAAACUUUAUUAAUACGAGCACAAUAAUAUUCCCUUGUGUUGUAUGUGGUCUUGGACCCAUUGUGAACCCCGAGGCAUGGUCCUGGGUCCUGAAUCAUGCCAAAGAUCUUGCAGGAAUAUUAAUCUCUUAGCAUGAUUUGUUUAGGAGCUGUCCCUAUUUUCUUGUGUGCUUCCAUGCUUUGUCUCCCUCUAAUAACACGCCAAAUGAUGCAUUCCUUCCCUUCAUUGGGAUUCCCCUGCAGUGGGAUGUGUUGUUAUGAAAAGAUACAGUUGUUUAGGAUUUAGGGGCUCUUUUAAGUUGAUAAAGUUGUUUAGGGUCUAUAAGUAUAUGGUUAGCAUUGAUACAAGGUGAUUUCGAAUCCCAUUGAAUAUCCAACCAGUAUGUUUAUGAGUGUAUAUUAUGUGUGUGUGUGUGUGUCUGUGCGUGCAUCUCAUUGUUGUAGUAAUACACGUAACCAAUGCACGCGCAACUUGAUAUCAGUUAACUGUACAUCAAACUAUACCAAAUGCAAUGCAAUGUAGAGCAAGUGUUCAUCCUUAAAUAGCCAUUACCAAUGUGACAUAAAAGCAGAAUACAUAUGUGAAUACCCGGCAACAAGUUGUGAUGUAUGCACUGAUCUUGAAUUACAUUCGCAAUGAUCAUGUGAAUGCAUGUACCAAUUCUGUCUCGUGUUUUACACUGCGCAUACGCUGAUUA